AUGGAUCUCGAUGAGUGGGAAUUACUCCCCAAGAACAGCUUCAAGGAUCUUGAUCUUGAUCAAGACGAGGAUCAUAACGGAGAAAUGAUGAUGGAUUACUUCCUCUGUCCAUCUACUCAAGAUCCUCUCCCCAAAACAGAGUCUCCUCCAAGAUCCAUAGUGGUCCCAACACAUCUCCUCCAAGUUCCCAUAGCUUGGGAGCCCUUGUCGGAUCACGAGAACAAGAAAAUACCCAAUGACCCGGAUCUUGAUCCGGAUUCAAAACAGAGCAUUUUGACGGACUCUGUUUCGUCACCGAGAGUAUCCUUCAAGAAAAUGAAGGAAACCGAAUUUGCCGACAUGAAAAUUGACCCACCAGCGAGGAUCACGAGUCCUCUGCCUCAGAUAGAUGCUGCGAAACCCUCUGAUUCAGAAGAAGGUGAUGACUUGCGAGAGAAGAAAGAAAAUGAUGAUGUGAUUAAUGAUUGUGGUGGUGAGAAGUUGAAUCUAUGGAAGAUUGGUCUUAAUGGGAUUGGAGCAAUUUGUUCUUUUGGUGUUGCAGCUGCUGCUGCUACUGUGUGUGUCUUCUUCCUCGGGCACAACAAUAUCAAAGUUUGUAAGAACAAGAACCAGAUGCUUAGGUUCCCAAUUUACUCCGAUGAUAAUAAUAAGAGUAUGAAGGAAGUUGUGAAUCAUGCAACAAAGCUCAAUGAAGCAAUCUUUGGUAUGAAAGGUGUUCCUGUCGUAAGAGCUCAAAUAUCUUUUGGAGGUUACUACGAUCAUGGACUUUGA
Arabis nemorensis is the source of this 771-nucleotide messenger RNA. The record is from the annotation of a GenBank genome assembly. Lineage: Eukaryota; Viridiplantae; Streptophyta; Magnoliopsida; Brassicales; Brassicaceae.